CCAGUGCUCCCUGCCUGCCUGCCGUUGUUCGGGGCUGACACCAGCUCUCCCAACCUCCCUGGUUUGCCCUGGUCCCAUUGCCAGGGUGGGUGCUGGUGGGGAUGCGGAUCCCACACCCUGCCCUGUCUGGGCACACCGGAUCCACUCUCGCCCGCCCCCCAGCUCACCUGGCCGGAGCCCUGGAACCACCAGCAUGGCAGUGAGCUGGGCCCACGUCAGGCUCUGGGGUUGGGACUGGUCCUGGGAGCGCUGCACAGUCCCACCAGUGUCUCCUCCACCCAGAGGACUCGCUGUUGGGCAGCUGGGGCUGACAGUAUGCCGUCUCCGCCAGUGUGGCUGCCACUGUCCCCACUGAGCAGCCUGGGGAAACCGAGGCACACGAUGGCUGGAGGGGCACCAGGGGGAGGAGGCCCUAGGAGGGUGAGGUGGGCUGCAGGGUCCCCUGCACUGCACCAUGAGGGGGGCAGGCGGCCAGGCCCCCCCCCGAGGCAGCUGACAGCAGCGAGAGCCGGAGGUGCAGGAGCAGGAAGGUCAGGGAGAGCGGCUGGGCCCCGUGCCGGGGGAUUAGCACUGUCCUUGCUGUGUCACGCAGCCCCCGGGCCCAUCUCCGGCCUAAUCCCCUCGCCCUGGGCAGCUGGCCGGCACCAGGCAGGGGCAGCCAGCCCCCCCCCCCGGCCCCCCCCGGCCCGGGGGGGCAGAGCUGCCCCUUCGGCUCCACCACACCUCUUGGGGGACUCCGUCCCUCAGCAGGGCACCCAGCCUGGCUAGGCCCUGCUACAAAAUGGGAAAGAAGGGGUCAUGGUGCCCCCGCUACGGGCAGGGCUAGGAGCCAGCAGGGAAACUGAGGCACCGGGGUCGGCAGCUUGCAGUGCCACACUAGAGCCAUGCCAUGGCUGUGGUGGUGCAGGCAGGGGCUCUGCGCACCAGGGCGCAGCGGGCAGAGGUGCCCGCUGGUGGCACUGAGGCACAAGGUGCCUGAAACCCUCAAUUUGCUGAGUCCCAUGGGAUUCUGGGGUGGGCAGCACGUGCCUGUGGGGCAGCCCGGCCCCUGUGGCUGAUCCUAGCCCACCACGUGCCAGGGUGGCAGUGCCAGCACAGCCAGGGUGCCCGCUGCGCCCUGCCACUUCACCCCUGCCACUCUCCUUUCCCCGCAGGGUGCCGGCCCCGCAGGCAGCCGGUGACGCAGAAUGGUGCUGGCGCUGGCGCUCUGGGCCUGCCUGGCGCUGGGUACAGUCAGUGGGGAAAGCCCAGCACCGGAGCCCCUGGCGGGUGGCCAGCCCUUCACUGUGGUGUGGAACAUCCCCACCGGCCGCUGCCAGCGCUGCUUCGGCGUGGGGCUGCCCCUCAGUGACUACGGCAUCGUGGAGAACCAGGACGGCCGCUUCGCCGGCCAGAACAUCACCAUCUUCUACAAGAACAAGUUUGGGCUGUACCCCUACCUGUCGCAGCAGGGCAUCCCCCGCAACGGGGGCAUCCCCCAGCGGGUCCCACUCAGCGCCCACCUCGCCAGGGUGGCCGGGGACAUCCGCCUCCUCCUGCAACAUGCUUUCCGUGGCCUGGCUGUGGUGGACUGGGAGGAGUGGAGGCCCCUCUGGGCCCAGAACUGGGGGGCCAAGCGGAUCUACCGGGUGGCCUCGGAGCAGUGGGUACGGGACCGGCACGGCCUCCUGCCGGCACGGCGGCGGCUCCGGCUGGCCCGGCGGGAGUUUGAGCAGGCGGCGCAGACUCUGAUGGAGGAGACCCUGCUGCUGGGACGGACCCUGCGCCCGAGGGGGCUCUGGGGUUUCUACCGCUUCCCCGACUGCCUCAACGGCAACUGGGCCAAGGAGGCCAACUACACCGGGCAGUGCCGGCCGGCGGAGGUGCAGCGCAACAACCGUCUGGGCUGGCUCUGGGCCGCCUCGGCAGCCCUCUACCCCAGCAUCUACCUGCCGCCGGCGCUGCCGCCCGCCCUGCGCCGCCGCUACGUGCACCACCGGCUGCGCGAGGCCCUGCGCGUGGCCGCCUUCGGGGCCGACGGCCUCCUGCCCGUGGUUGCCUACUCCCGCCUCUCCUUCCGCCGCUCACACAGAUUCCUGGAGCUGGCUGACCUGGUGCACACCAUCGGCGAGAGCGCGGCGCUGGGUGCGGCCGGACUCGUGCUCUGGGGAGACCUGUCGUACUCCCGCUCGGCUGAGAGCUGUGCCAGCCUGCGCCACUACCUCACAUCCACCCUGGGUCCCUACGUGGCCAACGUGAUGGCAGCAGCCCGGGAGUGCAGCCACGGGCAGUGCCACGGGCAUGGGCGCUGCGUGCGCCGGCAGCCCCAUGACCUGGGCAGCCUCCUGCACCUUGGCCCCAGCGCCAGCCCACCGGCCUCUUUCCGCUGCCACUGCUACCGCGGCUGGACCGGCGAGGGCUGUGCCCAGCGGGUCCAGACUGGCCCUGCUGCCUCCUGCUUGGCACCCACCCACGCUCAUGGCCUCUACGGGCAGAAUGAUCUCCCACCCUCCGACACCUGCCUGCCACGGGGCACGUGGGGCUGGUGA
This is a messenger RNA of Haliaeetus leucocephalus (bald eagle), 2528 nucleotides long. It is a transcript of the gene HYAL3, whose product is annotated as hyaluronoglucosaminidase 3. Gene Ontology annotation, cellular component: acrosomal vesicle. Gene Ontology annotation, molecular function: hyalurononglucosaminidase activity. The coding region runs from base 1188 to 2528 and encodes 446 amino acids. The record is from RefSeq and is a predicted model, not a curated record. Lineage: Eukaryota; Metazoa; Chordata; Aves; Accipitriformes; Accipitridae. The transcript is spliced from 3 exons. Gene Ontology annotation, biological process: hyaluronan catabolic process; carbohydrate metabolic process.